AUGAAUGAUGGUGACGAACACGAUGAAGGGACCCACGCGGACGAAGCGUCGGAACCUGAAGAACACCCCGUGGUGGGCGAAGAUGUGGACGGUGUUCCUGACGGGGUGCAUGUGGAAAGCGUGGACGAGUCUGAAGAACUUGCUGAUGAAACUGAGUACUUUUCUGGGUCAGCGAAUACCGCUACUCCCGAUCCCGAAGAUGACGGAAAAUCGGAGGCAGUAGGGAGCCCGGAAUCAUCACCUAGUACAUACAAGUUCGAUUGCUCCGUAUGCGGCAAGACACUCUCGGGUACACGGUUUUUGACAACUCUCCACACUGGUGCACAACUUAUCUGCCCAGGAUGUGAGGAACGACUGAUGACGGAGCAUGAAAAGACUGUUCUGCCGGAUUACCUUCGAGUUCUCUUGAAGUUUACCCUUCCCGAAGUGAUCGAGGAAGAGUCGGAAGAGGAAAUGGGGCAAGAGGUGUACAAUAAAUUGAACCAUACCCUUGAUGCACAUAUGAAGGUUGUCGAUGGCCGCUUGGAGAAGUUGGAGACGAGAUUCGGGGAAUUGGAGACAAGGUUUGGGGGGUUGGAGGGCAAGCUAGAACAUGUUAUAUCAUUCUUGGAGUCCCUGCGGAAAUAG
Molecule: messenger RNA, 627 nt
Organism: Cantharellus anzutake
Lineage: Eukaryota; Fungi; Basidiomycota; Agaricomycetes; Cantharellales; Hydnaceae
Exons: 2
Coding region: 1-627 (208 amino acids)
Source: RefSeq, a predicted model, not a curated record